CAAGGUGUUCGUGAUGACCUUUUGUUGGCACCGGUCAUCAUGUGUGCGCCGGGCUGAACUUGAUUGUGCCGAGUUUCUUUCAUUUUUUUUUGCCCUUUUGUACACGAUAUGACUCAUGAACAACUCGGUAGAAGAGGACAAAACGAUACUUGUAUUAAACUUUCUCAAUGCUGGUGCUGGUGUUUUGAUUCUCUCAAUCUCUGACGUAUUAAAUAAUUCAAGAAGACUUCUUCAAGAUAUCUGGCCAUGCUGAAAGUUGCAAGAGCGGCAUCUUGGCAGACUGCCAGCAUAGUGCUGUGUACACGGUUACUGCACAGAGUGCAGCCAGCGAAACAGAAUGGAACUGCCUGUGUGACUUGCUGCAGCCGACGGAAAUCUUCAAGUUCAACAAGAACAUCUGCCACAGCGUACUUCACCGAGCCCAUAACGUCAGAAAACAUCACGUUCACGGAACGCCUGAGCAGUAAGACUAGCAGGGUGAGGCAGGAUGAACGCGCGGGACCCUUAGCUGCGUAUGACAGCCUGAUUCAUCAAGGAGAACUGACUGAAGAUGCAUAUCAGAGAACUAUAGUUCAAGAGCUUCAGGGCUUGUUUGACAAGAUAGCAGGGUAUCAGCCAGCAGAACCGAGCUUCUUUUGGAAGAUGCUCGGCUCCGCCCCAGUCGCAGGACCCAAUGGUUUAUACCUGUAUGGCAGCGUAGGAACAGGCAAGACAAUGCUGAUGGAUUUAUUCUACCAAGACGUGAAAGUCCGUCGCAAGCAGAGGGCGCACUUCAACUCCUUCAUGCUGGAUGUACAUGCCAGAAUUCACGAAGUAAAGAAGCAAAUCCCUCGGGAUCACACCAGUACUAAACCGCGACCUUUUGACCCCAUCGCACCUGUCGCUAAGGACAUUAGCCGGGAAACAUGGCUGAUAUGCUUUGAUGAGUUCCAGGUAACCGAUAUAGCAGAUGCCAUGAUAGUCAAGAGACUCUUCACGGAGCUCUUCCAAAAUGGUGUUGUAGUGGUAGCGACCUCCAACCGACGGCCGGAUGACCUGUAUAAGAACGGACUGCAGCGUAGCAACUUUGUGCCAUUCAUUCAAGUAUUAAAGAAUCACUGUAAUGUGCUGCAACUAGACUCAGGGAUAGAUUAUCGAAAAUUAGAUGCCUCUGAGAGGGGCCAGGUGUUCUUUGUGCACAGCAGGUGCAAUGCUAACGCGGAAUUGGACAGAAUAUUCCAGAGUUUGGCCAGGCAAGAAGAUGCAGUGAUACAGAGUAGGACGAUUCACUUGCUGGGCCGGGAGUUGAAAGUACCAGUAGCCUGUGGCAGGAUUGCAGUCUUCACAUUCACUGAUCUCUGUGACAGGCCAUUAGGCGCAGGUGACUACCUUGCACUAGGCAGAGAGUUUGACACCAUCUUCAUACGAGAUAUACCCCAGAUGUCACUCAGGAUCAAAUCAGCCGCCCGUCGCUUCAUCACGCUCAUCGAUAACUUCUACGACAAUAAGGUGAGGUUAGUGUGUUCUGCAGAGACGGAGCCAGAGGACCUGUUUGCUACCACUGCUCUGAGCCAACGUGACCUGGAUGACCGCAGGAUGCUCAUGGAUGACCUCAAUAUUAAACUGGAUGCAAGCAGCGGAUCAGCCAGCAUCUUCACCGGUGAGGAGGAGCUGUUUGCCUUCGAGAGGACCGUCUCAAGAUUGACCGAGAUGCAGACGGAGGAAUACUGGACCAGCACCAGGGAGACGAGAAAGACUGCAGAGAUGAAACCUGAAGACUUAUGAUGACAACUUACCCCC
Molecule: messenger RNA, 1779 nt
Organism: Patiria miniata (bat star)
Lineage: Eukaryota; Metazoa; Echinodermata; Asteroidea; Valvatida; Asterinidae
Product: AFG1-like ATPase
Exons: 12
Coding region: 247-1764 (505 amino acids)
Cellular component (GO): cytoplasm; mitochondrion
Molecular function (GO): ATP binding; ATP hydrolysis activity
Source: RefSeq, a predicted model, not a curated record